This is a messenger RNA of Plasmodium cynomolgi strain B, 1920 nucleotides long. Its product is annotated as DnaJ domain containing protein. The transcript is spliced from 5 exons. NCBI's taxonomy places the organism in Eukaryota, Apicomplexa, Aconoidasida, Haemosporida, Plasmodiidae. Bases 1 to 1920 code for a protein of 639 amino acids. The record is from RefSeq and is a predicted model, not a curated record.
AUGAAAGGGAGUAUUAAUGCUGAAGGGGGCGAGGGGGACGCUGAUGAUGUUGUGAGAGAGGAAAAGGUGGGCCACGAGAGGGAUGAUCAAAGUCGGGUAAAAGGUGUGACCCCAAAUGGACUGAGUAGUUUCACCCCCAGUGAAGCGCAACGCCUGAACCAGGGCUCUUCCCCCAUAUGGGAGGGAAUGAACCACCAAGUGAGGAGUACCCAACAGAGUAGCCCCAGCAAAGAGAGCGCAAGUACGAAGAAGAGUUGCCCACUGAAGAGCAACUUCCUUUACCCCAUCACAAAACACACCAUACUAAGGAGCGUAAGCACUAUAAAGGAAUGCAUCUCUGCGAAAUGCGCCAUGCCGGAACACACACAGGGAGGAACAAGACCGACAAGCGAAAAAGAACCAACCAUUAAAUCUCCCGUAGUGCACUCUUUCAUCCAAGCGAAUGAAAAAAAAAGCAACAAAAUGAAGGACAUCACGUCGAUACAAAUGCCCGCGCACAGAAACGUAAGCACCUUUGCUAAGAGGAACCCCCAACAAAUCUUAAAAAGUUACAUUUAUAUGAUAAAUAGUGAAAGGAACAAUUUUUACCUGAACACGGAAUGUACAGAUAAAAAAGGACAUAAAAAUAAAUUCCCUCCUCAUAUUUUAAAAGAGCGAAUAUUGAACUUUAGUAAAAGACCCAGGGAUAUAAUUUCUAAGCUAUCGAACAACUGCAGCAGUGGCAACAAUUUGGAGAAAAAUAAAAAAAAAAUCAAAGUUGAUAAGGAAGAAGAAAAUGACGAUGUUAUCCUUUUGGACGGAGAUCAAAAUUUACCUUGCCGUUCAGGUGAAAAUGGGCCAAAAAGUAGCAAUACGGGAAACAACAAUUUGGUAGAGGGGUACAAUAAGAGGAAGAACACAUGUGGAAGUAACACCUUCAGUUUUUUGAAAAUCCCCUUUGCAGUGAAACAGAAAGAUGGUAAAAUUACCGCUAAAAGGAGCGGCAUAGCAAUCGCGGGUGCGGGCAUAAAAAAUAAACAAAGUAGCGCAAAUCAUACGAGUGGAGAAAAAAGUGACAGUGUGAAAAACGCGUCGUUUAAAAAAAUUUUUAGUGCAGAGGAGAUGCACAAGAUAGAGCUGAAUUACGACAAUAAUUUUAGCGGCAUAGAGAAGAAGGAAGAAGAAAAGGUGAAGGACUUCUACUGCAAGUUUUACAAAUGUACACAGGCCGCGCAAAAGAGAAGUGAGACCAACCCAGGCUGUGCCAGCGACGCCGCAAAUCUGCAGACUUCCUGCUUACGAACGCUCGAUGCGCCGUCCAAAUACUGCAAAUCGUGCAGGAAAUUUUUAAAGCUGCUCAUAUCUCACGGCACCAAGUACAAAGGAACGCUAGUAGGCAUAAACUUUAUCCACCCAGACGCGCAAAACAUUUUGUACGUGUACAAGUGCGAUAAACAGCACGAAUUUAACCUGUCGCUCUUUCACAUUAUGCACAAUUUGUGGUGCCCUCAUGAUUAUUGCCUGUUCGAGUGUAAGGGCAAGAAUAAGAAAAGCUACGCGACUGAGUUUUUUCGCCUCAAAGAGUUGGACACCAUGGAAAAGCAGAAGGACCUAUUUUUGCAGGCCAAAAUAUUUUGCCUCGUCGAUCCGGAGAAUGCCUUGCCAGACAGCAGCGAAAACGCCGGCGCAGAAUGCACCGAUGAUGUUGAGAGAAUUAUAAGGAACGCCAACGACCCGUGGGAAGUUCUCCAGAUCAAGAAAUUUUCCAAAAUGAAGUUGUGUGACAAGGAGUUAAAAAGGAAAGCACGAACAAAUUAUCGCGCCCUGGCCCUGAAGGUUCACCCCGAUAAGAACAAAAGUAAAAAUGCCACGUUAGCUAUGAACAUUUUAACCAACUCGAUGAAGGCAAUAACAUCCGCGUGGAAGCAUUUUUUAGUUUGA